AUGUCUACUCUCAGGGUUGUGAAGAACCUGUCCGACGCGAAAUUGGACAUUGUCUUUGUCCAUGGCGUGGAGACCAACCAAAAGUCCUGGACGACCGAGGACUCUGUCUUCUGGCCGGAAACGAUUCUCCCUGGGCUGAUCCCGAACGCACGCAUCCUGGCGUUCGAGUCCGAGGACAUCACUGUGAAUAACCUCUGGAACACGGAAGAUAUGGUCACGGAAGUUGGCGACGCGCUGAUUGGUGAACUGGUGGACGUUCGUAGUGGCGAUCUGGCUAUUGACCGCGCCGCCAAUAGCGACGAAGCCAAGCCGAUUGCCGAUAGCGCCGUGGGUCUCCUUCUCUUUGGCACCCCCCAUUAUGUUCCGGACAACCUGAGCGAAGCGGCCAAAUAUUUCAAAUUGGCUCAGCUGGAGGUCCCCAGCAGUGCCGACCUGCACGCCAAGUCUCAGCAUCUUCUCCGCGUUCCUCAAGCCUUCGCCCAGUUCAAGCAGGCCGCGUCGGUGAAAUUGGCCUGUUUCUAUGAGGGAGCUCCGACCAAGGUCAACGACGAAGAAUUCAAGAUUGUGGAACCGGCCGUCGCCCAGUUCCCUGACGGUACGCAGAACAACCGACUGGGAUACAACCAUCACGGCAUGAGUUGCUUCAAGAAUGAUCAGGACAAGGAAUUCAAAAAGAUCUUGCGCGUGCUGAAGAGCUGGGUGGAGAGUCUCCCUGAACCGGAGGAGAAGGGCACUGUGAACAACAUCUCGAACGCCUCGUUCGCUGGAUCUACCAACUCUGGCCUCCAGCUGGGACAGAACGCGGGAUCUCUGAACGGGUUCCGGUUCGGAUAG
This is a messenger RNA of Aspergillus affinis, 834 nucleotides long. Its product is annotated as WD domain. The record is from RefSeq and is a predicted model, not a curated record. NCBI's taxonomy places the organism in Eukaryota, Fungi, Ascomycota, Eurotiomycetes, Eurotiales, Aspergillaceae. The coding region runs from base 1 to 834 and encodes 277 amino acids. The transcript is spliced from 3 exons.